AUGCUACAAACGAGCGUCAAGGUGGCAUCGGCCACUAAGGGAUUAGUUGGUGCUACCGGACGUCGGUAUAUCUUCAAACAGUUGAUCCAAGUGAGACAGCACGUGGUUCGCGUCCGGUUGGCAACGCCCGAUCAUCCUUUGCACCCGCAUCAUUCAACGCAACAUAUUCCCCGGCAACUGCAUACUUGUAUACAAUACCUGACCGAUGACUUUCUGAGCCUUGUUAGGAAGCAGAUUCCGAUGCAUGCGAGGAAACAAAUUCUAAAGGGCAGUCUGCGAGGGAUUGUCGAAUUGCACGACCGAGAUAUCGUCCAUCUAGAUUUCAAACCCAACAAUAUCUUGGUUAACUGCCACAACAUCAAUGGAGAGACCAUCAUGGAACAGGCGCAGGUGGCUGACAUUGAAGAUGCGGCCUACCUGCCAAUAGACAGGUGCAUUAAGGGGAUGCUGCUCGGAAAUGACAAUUGGCGCGGUCCAGAGGCGCAUUUCUGUGGCGAGCUCAACAGACCGGCUGACAUAUUCGCGUUUGGAGCUGUCUGCAUCUAUGCUAUGCUCGGACGUGUUAUAUUCGGGGUUGACGACGAUUUUCGAAAACAUCAAGCGCAGGGUGUAGAGCCUGAUUUCAUUCACUUGCAGCGUCAAGUUUCGUAUUUUGGCGACCAAGAAGGAUUGAAUGGGCUCAUAGAGCACGUCGGCGACGAGGAAGUGAAUUGCCAGAUCCUGCAGAUGCUUUGGGAAGACCGAAACGAGGACUGCAUCCCGUACGAACCAUUUUCGAAUUGGCCAGACAUUGACGACGAGCGUUCAAAGAUCUCAUUCAGGGAAUGA
Molecule: messenger RNA, 828 nt
Organism: Westerdykella ornata
Lineage: Eukaryota; Fungi; Ascomycota; Dothideomycetes; Pleosporales; Sporormiaceae
Exons: 4
Coding region: 1-828 (275 amino acids)
Biological process (GO): protein phosphorylation
Molecular function (GO): protein kinase activity; ATP binding
Source: RefSeq, a predicted model, not a curated record